Messenger RNA from Rotaria sp. Silwood2, 610 nucleotides. NCBI's taxonomy places the organism in Eukaryota, Metazoa, Rotifera, Eurotatoria, Philodinida, Philodinidae. The record is from the annotation of a GenBank genome assembly.
AUGAUGGAUCUUAUCGAACCACAUGUCGCACUCACACAUGAUCGAAUCGAUUUCGAUGUGAAUAAUCUUUCAUUAGAAAAGGAUUAUACCAAAGAACUGGGUAUGAGAGUUGACACGCGACCUAGACCGUACUCGAUUGAUCUCGAGGCGAUUGUGGAUAAUAUCAAACAUAAACACUUUCAAUUGUUACGCCCAACCGAUCAUACCAUUAAUAACCGCAUUCAAAAAAUGAUCUCUCGCGGUUGGACGAAAACAGGGACAGAUCUGAACUUCAUUCCUAAUCCACCACCCAGAUGUGAUGCUAUCGUUGUUCCCGUACCUCAAAUUGCUGAUAUCUACCAAUCAAUAGUACAACAGCUCCAAAACAAUGUUGGCAUUCAAGUCAAAGUUCAUUCUAUUGUUCAGAUUAAAAAUCCAUCAUUGGAGGAGGCAUAUCUAGCGAUAAAACAGCUGAUUGCUAAAGAAUGUGUCGGAGGAAAUCCGAAUGAACGACUCUUAUUUCAUGGCACGAGUGGUACAUCUAUUGAUGGAAUAUUGAAUGAUGGAUUCGAUGAUCGUUAUUGGAAUUCCGGGAAAUGGGGUAAAUAUUCUAGCAGAAAGCUCAGGUUUU